AGAGUCAUUGUAUUUUUUCUCUGGAGGAGCUGAGGAGUAUUUCCAGUGAACUGCCUAAGAAAGCACAUUACACAGUAGCUAUGACAGUCUAGUUUCUCACAAUUGAACCUGAAUCAGGAGUCUGUCCAUCCCCAACUUUCAAUUUAUUCUAGACGAAUACUAGUAUUUGGACUAGGAAUCUGCAUUUAAAGUGAUGAGAAUGUCUUUGUGGAAGAGGGGGCUACUUAUUUCACAGGUUGUGUUACAGUUGUUCUCAAGCCUGUCUUUGCAAUCUCAAGUUUAUGACCUUCUAGCAACACCAGAAUCCCUACCUGAUCUUGUGGAACAGGGACUCACAGCUUCAUCUGUGAAUGAAGUGUUCAUCCUUACAACAUUUAAGCUUCAGCCAAAGACAGGAACCACAAUAUUUGGCCUGUACUCUCGAAGGGACAAUACCAAGAUCUUUGAGUUCACAGUGCUUGGCAAGCUCAACAGAGCGAUUCUUAGGUAUCUGAAAAAUGAUGGAAAGUUAAACAUCGUCACCUUCAACAAUGUCCAGCUGGCGGAUGGCAAACAGCAUGCAAUACUUUUCCAUUUAAGUGACUUACAGCAAAGGUCCAUCACAGUGGAACUCUAUGUUGACUGCAAGCAAAUAGAAACUGUCAGAAAUCUACCUGCAGCAUUCAAAGGACUGCCAACAGAUUCUGGUCUGGUAGAGCUCAGGACACUUAAAGGAAAACCACAGGAAAUCCUUGAAGAUCUGAAAGUUGUGGUUGAUGAUUCACUUGAAAAUGUAGUGGCAACACAAGACUGUUCUCUACAACAGAGUGACUCUGCGCAGAAUUCUGGCAUCAGCGGAAGACAACUGUCAAAUCAGAUGGGUCAACUAACCAAAGUGAUUGAAGAGCUGAAAGAAGUCCUGAAGCAACAGGUCAAAGAAACAUCUUUCCUGAGAAACACUAUAUCGGAAUGCCAAGCCUGUCGUUUGGGUGGGACUGGAAUAGAACCAGAUGGAGAUGGGGAUGGAGAUGGGGAUGGGGAUGGGGAUGGAGAUGGCGAUGGAGAUGGCGAUGGAGACAAGGAUGGGAGAAAUCCCAUCCCCAUCACACCCAAGCCACGCUGUACCCCCAGCUCUUGUUUCCGAGAGGACAUGUGCAUGGAGACAGAAACUGGUUUCGUGUGUGACCGAUGUCCUGAUGGAUAUACUGGAGAUGGGUAUAACUGCGAUGAUGUGGAUGAGUGUCAGUUCAACCCCUGCUUUCCUGGAGUUCGAUGCAUCAACAUGGCCCCAGGCUUCAGGUGUGAGGCCUGUCCUCUGGGGUACACAGGCCAAGUAAUCCAGGGAGUGGGAGUGAGCUAUGCCAAAACGCACAAGCAGUCAUGCAGUGAUGUGGAUGAGUGCAAGGGACCCAAUAAUGGAGGCUGUGCACCAAACUCUAUCUGCUCGAACACCUUGGGUUCAUUCCGUUGUGAGGGAUGUAAAGCUGGUUUUGUUGGCGAUCAAGUGAGAGGCUGCCGUCCUGAAAGAAGCUGUGGUAACAGCCUGUUGAACCCCUGCAACGUAAAUGCGCAGUGCGUUGUGGAAAGAGAUGGAGACAUAAGCUGUGUGUGUGGCAUUGGCUGGGCUGGCAAUGGGUAUUUGUGUGGAAAGGACACUGACAUCGACGGCUACCCAGACGAAGAACUCAAGUGCAAAGACAGUAGCUGCCGAAAAGACAACUGUGUGUACGUCCCCAACUCUGGACAAGAAGACGCUGACAGAGAUGGGUAUGGUGACGCAUGUGAUGACGAUGCAGAUGGGGAUGGCAUUCCCAAUGAGCAGGAUAACUGUGUUCUGACACCCAACGUGAACCAGAAGAACAAUGACAGAGAUGGAUUUGGGGAUGCCUGUGACAACUGCAGGACAGUAGAGAACCCCGAUCAGAGGGACACUGACAGUGAUGGGAAGGGAGAUGCCUGUGAUGAUGACAUGGAUGGUGACGGUAUUAAAAAUUUUCUGGACAACUGUCAGAGAGUACCCAAUGUGGACCAGAAGGACAGAGACAAUGACGGAGUGGGAGAUGUUUGUGACAGCUGUCCGGAUAUUGGCAACCCCAAUCAGUCUGAUAUUGAUAAUGAUCUUGUUGGAGACUCCUGUGACACAAACCAAGACAGUGAUGGAGAUGGCCACCAGGACAGCAAGGACAAUUGUCCCAACGUCAUUAACAGCUCACAGCUGGACAGUGACAAGGAUGGCCUUGGAGAUGAGUGUGAUGAUGACGAUGACAAUGAUGGUAUUCCAGACCUUCUUCCACCGGGACCUGAUAAUUGCAGGCUGGUACCCAACCCGGACCAGGUGGAUGAUAAUGCUGAUGGAGUUGGAGAUAUCUGUGAAAGUGACUUCGAUCUGGACACAGUGAUUGACAGAAUUGAUAUCUGCCCAGAGAAUGCCGAGGUCACUCUCACUGAUUUCAGAGCCUACCAGACUGUCGUUCUGGACCCUGAGGGAGAUGCUCAGAUUGAUCCUAACUGGGUUGUUCUCAAUCAGGGUAUGGAGAUAGUGCAGACCAUGAACAGUGACCCUGGACUUGCAGUUGGUUACACUGCAUUCAAUGGAGUUGACUUUGAAGGCACUUUCCAUGUCAAUACUGUGACAGAUGAUGACUACGCUGGUUUUAUCUUUGGCUACCAAGACAGCUCGAGCUUUUAUGUGGUCAUGUGGAAACAAACAGAACAGACCUAUUGGCAGGCAACCCCUUUUAGAGCUGUGGCUGAACCUGGCAUUCAGCUGAAGGCUGUGAAGUCCAAGACAGGUCCUGGAGAGCAUUUAAGGAAUUCACUCUGGCACACAGGAGACACUAAUGAUCAGGUCAGACUCCUGUGGAAAGACCCCAGGAAUGUGGGAUGGAAGGACAAAGUCUCAUAUCGCUGGUACCUCCAACACAGACCCCAGGUUGGAUAUAUCAGAGCCCGGUUUUAUGAAGGUACGGAGCUGGUUGCUGACUCCGGAGUUACUAUUGACACCACAAUGCGUGGUGGUCGGCUCGGUGUGUUCUGCUUCUCUCAGGAAAACAUAAUUUGGUCCAACCUGAAAUAUCGCUGCAAUGAUACAAUCCCCGAGGACUUCCAAGAAUUCAGAGUGCAGAACGUCGGAAGUGAUGCUAUUUAAUUGAACUGCAAAAAGUUUUAAAAAACUACAGAAAAGUGAACUGAAAUAUCUUGUCACUAAAUAUUCAUUACAAGCCCCAACAGCUUCUCUCUAGCCACUGUACACAAUUCAGUCCUAUGCAGUUUUGCAUUUUUUUCUUAAUAAUUAUGGAUAAAAAAUGUUUAUAUUUUCAUUUCUAAUAUGUACAUUAAUUUGGCAAUUCUGCUGCAUAACGUAAAACAGGACAUGGAGUGAGUUCUAGAUUUUAACCUUGGUAUACUCACUCCUGCACCUGGUUAACCACAGGGUCAUCUAGUUUUAAUUAUUCUUCAGAUUGAGGACACUGUGUUUCACAACUUUGGUGUUAGCAUGGCUUUUGGAGCCUGUAGACCUCCACAUAAAUCAUCAAAUUAAUGGAGAACUACAUAAAUAUAAAAACAUCUAUACAUUUAAUAAACUGACAUUAAUUAACUAAUUGAUUAACUUUUCUUUGUAUUGUAUUUUUUUAAGAAGAAAUGCCAAGUAAUACCAAUUUUGAGCUAAAUGUAAGUAACUACUGAUUAUCUUAGUAAAAAAAAUUAAACAUGCUAAUAACUUAUGAGGAACAAGUAAAGGUUAAUUCCACACUGAAAAAAAGAAAGGAGAAAUACAAAGGUUCGUCUUCUUCAUUGAGGGAUGAACUUUACUUGUGGCUCUGCAUCCAAUGUACACUGACACAACUCCACACUUAAACAUCUUCAAAACAGCCUUAGUGGUCUAGAAUACCACAAGCAUCUGAAUAGAUUGGUUAUGGUGAUUUUUACUAACACCUAAAAAGCCUGUAGUGUUGUUUGAGAGGAUUUUAUUUUAAACUAAUUCUGUAGAUCAAAAAAAAUAAAUAAAAACAAACUUAUAUUUGAAAACCAGUGCAAAUCAAACCAAAGCGGACACCUUACCAUCACUAUCAUGGCGUGUUUAAUCACAUGUUUUAGCCUGUCUACAAAGAUCUUGUAGUACCAUUGAAUUGUGGCGAGGUUGGGAGUAAUAAACUGGAAGAGAAUGUUUCAGGCUCAACAAGAUAACCUCAUUGCCCUUUACCUUACUGCAGGCAUGGUCGUCACUGGGGAAGGUAGCUAAGGCCUGAGGAAGAGAGGGGAGAGACAGGUGUAUCUGCUGAAAAUGAUAGGAGGCAAAGAGACCAAAAGGGGAUCCCUACCUGUUUUUACAGGGCGGAAAAGGUUUAACUUAGAGGGGAAAUGGCAAAGGCCUCUGGAUCAAUCCUCUCUGGGGGGAAUAGAACACUACAGUAUAUAUUUAGAAGGUAAGAAGUACCAGGUGGAAGAAAUGUGAUGUGAUGGCAACCCAAAUGGUUAUUUAUACAGAUGCUAUAUAUAAAGUAUAUAGUACAUGAAUCCCCUUCUUCAAAAGGAAAAAAUAGGCCAGUUACUCUUUCAAGUUUCUAGAACAUGGGUGACAUAUAUUCCCAUGAGCUUUCUCAAUGAAGCAUGUAGCAUUGAAGAAAUAAAACAUCUCGAUGGAAGCUCAGAUUUGAUCAAAUGGAACUGGUUUAGGAACAAAAUGGAGUUUGUUGUCUUGUUUUUUUUUUCUUCUUUGAAAGGAGUGCCAUUUUUUCCCAUCUACAGCAGACAUUUCCUUCAGAAGAGCAGUCUGACAGAUGCCCAGCUAUGGCAAAAAAAUAUUGAGCAUUCGUUUUUAUUCUUUUGUUGUAAAUUGGCAACAUAUUUUCCCAACUGUAAAAAAAAUAUUUGCGGGGCUGUAGUUUGGAUAGAAAUUAAGGAAAGAAAGUAAUUUGGUACAUUUUCAUUGCGAAAUAGAACAUGCGUUGCCAUCCUGAAAAACUUCAGGUAUAAUGCCAACAAUUCAUUAUAUAAAUAGUUGUAAUUUUAGGACAAUGUGGAGAUUCAGUUAAAAACUAAAAUUGCAUCUUUUAUGCUGUCGAAGCUAGUGGAAUGCUUCAGAAAUUUGAGCUGACAAUCUCGAUUAAUAUUACAAAGGGAAAGGUAACAAGGUCAAUCGAAUGGACUACUUAAGGCAAAACACUGAAUCAAGGACGCAGAAACACAAAUGUAAAUUGUAGUGCAUUAAAGGCAAGGAUAGGAUACACUUCUUUAUAGACAUUUUUUUAAUUGGGAACAGGCUCCCUAUCCAUAUAGAUCAAAGAGAAUUCCAUUGAACUUUUCCAAAACAGGUUGAUAAGAUGCUUGAAUCCUUGGAUAAAUUAAGUGUGAUUAAAUGUGAUAGACUGAAUGGUCUUCUUCAUAUUGUAA
Messenger RNA from Lepisosteus oculatus (spotted gar), 5373 nucleotides. RefSeq names its product thrombospondin 4a (gene thbs4a). The record is from RefSeq and is a predicted model, not a curated record. Gene Ontology annotation, molecular function: calcium ion binding. Gene Ontology annotation, biological process: cell adhesion. Gene Ontology annotation, cellular component: extracellular region. Lineage: Eukaryota; Metazoa; Chordata; Actinopteri; Semionotiformes; Lepisosteidae.